GGCUUCAGAGGAAGAGUCAAUGGCCACCUGGGGUGCUCACCAGACAAGGGUCUACCGCUCCAGAUACAGUCAGGGAUGGCAUUACUGGAGUCCAGGGGAAUCAUUUGCUCACAUCUUUCCUGAUGGUGCUUCUAGCAACCGCCAGCAGCGUGGAUCUCAGCUCUCGGAGGUCUGACCUGAGGUUAAAACUAGACCGAAGAUCAUCUGAUUCCAGCAGAAGGGUUUGGUGGCCUACAGUGGCACAGUCCAAGGCCUCAGACCGGAGUCUUAGAAGGCGGAGGAGGAGAAGCAAUCCCACACAGAGCCCCUGGCUGGUGGGCGCCAGCAGCCCCUGCUUCUGCUGGGACACUAAGGCUCAGAGACACCCACGGUGUUCGGUGUGCCAAGUGCCACUCAGAAAUCAUGGAGACAGCGGUGAUUGGGGUGGUGGCCGUGCUGUUUGUCAUCACCAUGGCCAUUACCUGCAUCCUCUGCUACUUUAGCCGUGACUCCCACACCCGAGACCCAGAGAGCGGCCCCAGACGUAGCUUCACUGUGGCCACGUUUCACCAGGGGGCGUCGCUCUUCACGGGGCCAGCUCUCCAAUCCCGGCCACUGCCGAGGGCCCAGAACUUCUGGACUGUCGUGUGAGGUUGGCAGUCCCUCGGCAUUUACUCGGCUAGUGACUCGGGCCCAUCUACCCGUUCCAUAAGCAGUGUCUGGCGUCUCACUGGUCCAAGGCCUCCAUCCUUAUCCUUCUAUGUUCCAGAAACUUCCUGCCUUCCCCCAUUCUGGCUUGCUCUGCCGUCUAUCCUGGGGGAGCCGAGGUGUUGGGAGCGAUCAGGUGUGAGUUACCUCUAAAAUGAUCAAUCAGUUUGGCCCUACUCACGAUGGGGCUGAGGAGUCUGAGGAGAUGUGGACGGAUACUGUGUGGUAUUCUAUGGUGGAGUAGCUCUAGCCAGCUACGGUACCUCACCGGAAGUUAGCCCCCUCUCAGCAGGGUGCUGUGACGGAAGUCUAUUUGCCACCCAAGGAACCAGAGCCCUCAAGUGGACAUUUUGAAGACCUACGCAUUUGUUAGUGUUUUUGGAGUUGCAAUACUAACGUUUGUUAGUAUUUUUGGAACCUGCAACCCUCAGGUUUGCUCCUGUUGCCUGAAACCAGCCCUGCAAUUCUGAAAACAAAGGGCUGUUUUCUGGGAACAAGUGACUUAUUUUGUAAUUGAGGACGUAUAUCCUUUUAUGGAUUUUUCCAAAUCUGCUCUGGAAAACCACAAAAGGAAGCAGAAUAGAGAAAGAGCCACAGAAAAGCACAAGGUGUUUCAUUAGCAGGAAGGCCGCCGAGGAGACUUUUAAACGUGUUUUGAACAAAACUUGCUUUAUUGCUAUCGUCCGACAGACGGUGUCUAUUCUUAGCAGAUGUGAGUGAUUUGCGUCACUUAGGAAUGAUAGAAAGAUUGUGAACGGAAAGAUAAUUCCAAAAAAAGUUAAAAUGUUGUUACAUUUCAGCGCAUGGGAAGAAGUUGUUGAUUUUAACACAAAUAAAGGGACAUUUGUUUUUAUUAAUAGAAAAUCUGA
Molecule: messenger RNA, 1556 nt
Organism: Apodemus sylvaticus (European woodmouse)
Lineage: Eukaryota; Metazoa; Chordata; Mammalia; Rodentia; Muridae
Gene: Spaar
Product: small regulatory polypeptide of amino acid response
Exons: 2
Coding region: 403-630 (75 amino acids)
Source: RefSeq, a predicted model, not a curated record